UAAAUAAUGCGAUAUCUCAUUAUGUGUAAUGCGUAUAUAAGAACACGUUUCUUGAUUAAGAAGAUUCCAUCCAUUCCAAGCUUAAGUGUAACGGUGAACAAAUACAAUGGGAAAUAUCUUCUGGAUGUUAACUUAAAUCUGUGAAAGGUACUGGAAAUACUAACAAGAAUCGAAAUGGCGUCUAUUAGUUGUGGGAACCGAACCUAUCUGACUGACGACUAAAUGGGCAACCUAACUUCUAAAUGAACAGAUAAACAAACUGAUGACUGAACUGGUAACCUAACCUAAGAAAUGAACCGAUAAACGAACUGAUUGCCAAACCACCAAACGAAAGACACAAGUUAAUCGACAGUCGUUGGAAUCGAAAUGUUAACAUGGAAACAAACGUGGAAAAUAAUCAAUAGCAACUCGUAAAGAUAUGGGCUUUAAUUGGAACACGAAAUAAAACUGAGCGUUAAUCUACAAUAAUUUCCAAGUUGGAAAAAAGAACAAGGACUACCGUAAAGUUGUGCAAUUCUCUCUCAGCUGGAUAAAAAUGCCGUUUGAAAAGGGCUACCGAUGAAGAGACUCUGUUUAAUCUCUGGCUUUCUAAAAGCAUUUAAAUGUACGGUUUUUUUCAUCGUCCUCACCGAAAUCCCUUUUCUGAAAGCACAAAAUGAUUCUCAUCUGCCAUGGUUCCACGACGCUGAUAAUUUUUGGGACUUUGACUAUGUCGAAAACAACACAGUUUUGGAUUUAAAAGGAAAGCCCUCCUCCGCUAUUAUUGGUAAAUACGCCAUCGUUCCAGGUCAAAAAGAUAAUGCGCUCGAGUUACAAGGAAGCAAAUUUAACAAAUCCUAUAUUACACUCGCGGACUUCAAUCAUACAUGUCUACCGAAACCUUCGACGUUUUAUGGUUUCACUUUCAGUUUUUGGUUGAAGUUAGGAGAAGUUCAGAACAAUGGCGUGUUGUUGCAGCUUUCUAUAAGCCGAAAACAUCCUGGUAUUACCAUGAAUGUUAUUGUAAGUCCUCGGUUUGUUUUAGAAUUUCAUAUCAAUACACAAUCUUAUAUGUACACAACUUCUGAGAGUCUUGGCAUCAACACCUGGCAUCACAUUGUUCUGAUGUGGAACCCGAAAAGGAAGAUGACUUUAUUUUUGAAUUGCGUCACAAUGGAUGAUCUCAAUACGAUCGUCAAAAAAAGGACACGAAGUAACAAGACAGGUGAAGAUACGAAAUUAGUUCUUGGUGCAAAUCAUUCUGGCAAAAGAACACUUCCUAUUAUCAUCGACAACCUUGCGAUCUGGUUCAAAAAUUUACCAGAUCAUAGAAUCUGUGAUAUAUUCAAGCAAGAUAGAGUUCAUGGCAACUACUCCUCGUGGUCGAUGUUUUCUCCGUGUUCUGUCUCGUGUGGAUCUGGAUUUAAGAUUCGUAGGAGAACCUGCGAUAAUCCUGUUCCUGAUUACGGUGGACGAGAUUGUGAAAGAUUAGGUUCGAGUUUUGAAACAUUAGGGUGUGCGAGGGAACCUUGUCCUGUACACGGAGGUUACACUUGGUCUAAUUUCUCAGAAUGCUUUCCAAUUUGUGGAAAUGGAAGUACAAAGUACAGAACUCGAAACUGUUCUAAUCCUGAACCACAGUAUGAUGGAGAUAACUGUUCUGUUAUUGGUCCAGCAAUAGAGACGAUGGAUUGUCCGUUGAUUCAUUGUCCCGUACACGGAGGGUACACCCCUUGGUCUAAUUUCUCAGAAUGCUUUCCAGUUUGUGGAAAUGGAAGUACAAAGUACAGAACUCGAAACUGUUCUAAUCCUCAACCACAGUACGGUGGAGAUAACUGUUCUGUCAUUGGUCCAGCAAUAGAGACGAUGGAUUGUCCGUUGCUUCCUUGUCCCGUACACGGAGGGUACACCCCUUGGUCUAAUUUCUCAGAAUGCUUUCCAAUUUGUGGAAAGGGAAGUACAAAGUACAGAACUCGAAACUGUUCUAAUCCUGAACCACAGUACGGUGGAGAUAACUGUUCUGUCAUUGGUCCACCAAUAGAGACGAUGGAUUGUCCGUUGAUUCCUUGUCCCGUAGAGGGUACACUUGGUCUAAUUUCUCAGAAUGCUUUCCAGUUUGUGGAAAUGGAAGAACAAAGUACAGAACUCGAAACUGUUCUAAUCCUGAACCACAGUACGGUGGAGAUAACUGUUCUGUCAUUGGUCCAGCAAUAG
Messenger RNA from Xenia sp. Carnegie-2017, 2193 nucleotides. RefSeq names its product adhesion G protein-coupled receptor B3-like. The record is from RefSeq and is a predicted model, not a curated record. NCBI's taxonomy places the organism in Eukaryota, Metazoa, Cnidaria, Anthozoa, Malacalcyonacea, Xeniidae.